GUCUGCCGAGCGCGAGGCAGGGGUUUUUGUCUCGCAGGGCGACGCGGUGUGUUCCUCAGAGGGCUCGCGCACACCGGAGGAGCAACAGCGGCAGCAGCCCAGCGAGAAGAAAGUGACUGAAAACUAGCCGACCGUGGUCUUCUGUGCGCUCCGGCCUCUUCCUGCUCGGACACAGAGACAUUUCAACGAGGCGACGCAAAAGUUAUAUCGGCGGCGAGAAUUGUAUUCAAAGCAGAAGUACUAUGGAGGACCAGCUGCUGUGCUGCGAGGUGGACUCCAUCAGGAGAGCCUACCAGGACGUCAACCUGCUCAACGACCGAGUUCUCCACACCAUGCUGAAGGCAGAGGAAAACUACCUGCCGUCGCCAAACUACUUUAAGUGUGUUCAGAAAGAAAUUGUACCCAAAAUGAGGAAAAUAGUUGCCACCUGGAUGUUAGAGGUCUGCGAGGAACAGAAAUGUGAGGAGGAGGUUUUUCCGCUGGCUAUGAACUAUUUGGACAGAUUUUUAUCAGUGGAGGCCACCAGGAAAACAAGACUACAGCUGCUCGGAGCUACAUGCAUGUUUCUAGCAUCCAAGAUGAAGGAGACUGUGCCCUUAACGGCGGAGAAACUGUGUAUCUACACGGACAACUCGGUCCAGCCCGGAGAACUGCUGCAAAUGGAGCUACUCGUUCUCAACAAGCUGAAGUGGGAUCUGGCUUCAGUCACUCCUCAUGACUUCAUCGAGCAUUUCCUGUCCAAGCUGAAGAUACACCAUUCUACCAAGCAGAUCCUCAGGAAACAUGCCCAGACCUUUGUGGCCCUCUGUGCUACAGAUGUCAACUUUAUUGCCAGUCCUCCCUCCAUGGUGGCUGCAGGCAGUGUGGUGGCAGCUGUUCAAGGUCUCUACCUGAAGAGCCAAGAUGCCUCUUUGUCCUCCCAGAACCUCACCAAUUUCCUGUCGCAGGUCAUUCGCAGUGACCCGGACUGCUUGCGGUCAUGUCAAGAGCAGAUUGAGUCUCUGCUGGAGUCGAGCCUGCGGCAGGCUCAGCAGCACAGCAGUACAACAGAAACCAAACGCGUGGACGAGGACGUGGACCUGUCCUGCACGCCGACAGACGUUAGAGACAUCAACAUCUGAGAUGACUCACAGCUACGUUGCACAGUGACCCAAUGAUCGAGGGAAAGUUGUCGUCAAAGGGCGGUGACGGGUGGGCCGGGGAGGGGGUGCCUCAUUUGAACUCAUCCUCCCCUCCUCCUUCUCCAUUUUCCUGGUGGGCUGCUAUCAUGGCCGACAUGUCACCCACAUGCCCACUGUUCUCUAUGGCUGCUAAGACGAGACAGAGCGCCCCCCCGUCCGCCACGCAACCUACCCCAUGUCACAUUUCCUGCCAGUGUCCCCUCCCUUCCUGGGUACAGAAAUGAACACUACAGAAAUGUACUAGAGAGAAAAGACACUGAAUACCGAUGACCUGCGUGGGCUGGAGUUGAAGCCACAGAAGCAGAUAUUUUAGUAGAUAUUUUUUCUUAUUCCCUCACAUAUUAAACUAGGAAUCUUUAAAUUUCCGCAGACUCAGCAUGCCUACUAAAACAUCCCAAAGUGUCAUGUACAGGUCUUUGUAGUCUGUCUUCAGGCUUUCACCUGAAACCUGACAUUUAUUAAAGCAAAGAAGCUGUUCUGUUUUAAUUUCUUUUCUGUUAUAUCUAGAAUGAUUUAGGCUUCUUGUCCAAGUUCCCAUGUUUGUCUUGUAGUGCAGACAUUCAUAUACCCCUGCUUGCUUAUGUUUAGUCACUUUAUUAUAUAUCAUUUUAGACUUUAUCAGUUGGUCUUAUACCUCUUCUUUUCCAAGCUUUUUGUUCUUUAAAGCAAGUGUAGUGUGUGACGCUCUGGUUUUAUGACCUUAGAGACUGUGGACUGCUAAUGUAAAGGUUUGAACAAACUGAAUAUCUUUGUUCAUUCCUUGACAACAUUCGCUUUACCCAUUUCAGCUUGCUGUAAUUUGAUAAGAUCAAAUCAAUGCUCACAUAAGCAGAGCAGUCCACAAUCUGUUGUUAUAUUUUCUUCCUCUGUGUAGUUAGACCUAAUACCAUUCCAACUUUGUUUUCUAAAAAAAAGCACUUUUGGUCAGCGAUGCUGGCUCAACUAGAAAAUCACAGUGAUAAAGUUUGUAAAAGAACAUGAAAAUGGAAUGGGGGUUUGAGCUGGAGUCUCUUGGUGAGGCAGAGUCAAAGCAGCACCUGCAGACAGUUGCAUCUGGAUCCGACUCAUCUAAUGGGACAAAGAAUUGACCAGUAUCGCAGAAACACGCAAAACCAAGACUGAAUGCUGCUUGGCAUAGUCAUGAGUCUCAUAGUGGCCAGUGACUCACUGUAGCUGCCUUCCAAAUCUCAGAUUAGAGUUUUACUUUAGCAAUGUUUCAUACAGGCAGAGCUGCUCUGACAUUUUAAGGAAAUGUCACAGGUCUAGGUGAACCUCAGUGUGCUGAGCCAAAAGCUGAAGGUCCAGAGGUAAAAGUAAAAAAAGUAUUAUUUUUAUAGUUAAAAUAAUGCUUUAUUUUUAUAUAGUAAAUCAUAUUAUUUAUUUUUGUAGCUUGAAAGGGACCGUGGCUCCACCUACUGACGUUUAUCUCAAACAGUGAACUCACGUCUGCCUCCAGAGCAGCCUUUCAGUCUAGAAAUAUGGCAAAAGUAAAACUCCAACCUGCCUCUAAAUCACCAGGACAGCAUCUCCUCUGAUGCUCCACCUCGGUUCAGACACUGCUCAUGGAUUAUGGGAAGGGGAUGAAGCUUAAAAAAAAAGAAGAAAAAAAAAGGAGAGACGAGACUAUUGACGUGAUUUGCACAAACCUAAAAGACGUGGGCUGCGUUUCUUGGGGAAUUGCCUAAAUGAGGUGGAGAGCAAAGCUGGCAACAGUACCAAGGGGUAAAAAGUGGCAAAAAGGGUGAAGGCUCACCAGUGAGGUGUGUCUUAUUGCUGUAGAGUUCAAGUCAGGGCUCCUACACAGAAUGGGAAAUAUGUUGUGGCCAGAUUGAUAUAUAUACUAUAUAUAUGAAGAUGAACAGAUUAUCUUAAGCAAGAGGGCUUCUUCAAAUCAGUGUGGAAAAUGGACUGAAUUCUGUGAGUAUGUCAAACUGUGUAGGAACCCUGUAAAUUAGGUUUCUGAUUGUACAUUAAAGAUAGAGAGAGUAGGAGAAAAACACUCCUUGUAUUCCGCUGCUAUAGAAGAUAAAUCCCAGCUACGUGUUUUAAAAAAAGAAAAAGAAAAAAGAUGUCAAAAAACGUAAUGGAUUAAAAACAAUGCUUUUCUCCUGUUGUUUGCUGCUACAUUUUGGUUGUUUUUUUUAUACAUAUAAAUGUCAAUAUAUUGCCAUCCUAGGUUUGAAUUUUCUCAUAGAAAAUUGUGUUAUUGACAUCCUCAUUUGUUGUUUUGUGUAGAUUUUAUGUGAUCAGUUUUUUUUUUUUGUUUAUAAUUACGUAAUAUGAUUUUCCAUACUAUUCCAAAAACAAGGAAAAAUGAGACAAUGUACAGUAAUGCUUUGAUCCACAAUACCUCAUGUGACAGUCAAGAUCUAUCUCUAAUUUGUAGUCUUUUUAUUUGUUUAGUUCUUAUUCUAUUCUACUUGUUGGUUCAGUGCCUACUAGCUCUGUUAAACCUGCUUGAGGUGAAGCAUCCAUGAUGGAAACCAGCGAGUCCAGGGCAUGCUUUGAUACUGGUGCCAUAACAGAAAAUGGGAUAUGUAUAACUCUGUUGAGUGUUAAGCUGUCUCGGUGAAAGAGACUUUAUCCCCCCUUUAGGCCCAUAGUGGCCUUUCUUCCUUUCCCCUUUUUAUAUUUAUAAAAGAGAAAAAGCUUUUUGCUCCAAUUUUCAAACUGUCAGUGAGUUGAUUUGAGUUUGUAAAUAGAUUCAGUGUCAUGCUCAGUAAGCCAUAGACUGUUUUUGUUCUGUUUUCACAAAUCAUUCCACACAGUUGUGUCUACUUCAUGCCAGUUGUCUGCAACUGGGACAAACAGUGUAUUCAUCUUUGUGUCGACAACACAAUAAAAACAUGAAUUAGAUGGA
Stegastes partitus (bicolor damselfish) is the source of this 4041-nucleotide messenger RNA. It is a transcript of the gene ccnd1, whose product is annotated as cyclin D1. The transcript is spliced from 5 exons. NCBI's taxonomy places the organism in Eukaryota, Metazoa, Chordata, Actinopteri, Pomacentridae. The coding region runs from base 243 to 1121 and encodes 292 amino acids. The record is from RefSeq and is a predicted model, not a curated record.